Molecule: messenger RNA, 1934 nt
Organism: [Torrubiella] hemipterigena
Lineage: Eukaryota; Fungi; Ascomycota; Sordariomycetes; Hypocreales; Clavicipitaceae
Source: the annotation of a GenBank genome assembly
GACGGGUGCAGUACAGUAGGUACUGCCACUAAAGUGGCCACAAGCGAAAAAGCCAAAGCCCGCCCCCCCGUCCACACAGCAAUAUGGCGCUUAUACUUUGUACCAGUAACCCGGCAGGCUCGCCAAUCACAGCGAGGCACGGGUCUCAAAUCGCCUACCGUCACACUCCCCAGUUAUCCUUCUAGAAGUUCUCGCGCAAGGCCCGGCCUUCCCCGUCAUAUAAGGUCACGUAUGGUCCCCUGAGCCUCACCUUUCUUUCUUCUUGUCCCCGAGUACCUCGUCCUUUUAUUACAAAACACCUAUAUAUCCCUCAGGACUAUUACCUACUUAUACCCAUUCUAUCCUACCUCACACUUUCUUCUUCCUUGACUACCACUACCUACUACCACUACCUCUACUACCUACUUACACCACAUCCCAUCUAUUCCCCCAAACACCUUUAUCACGUCCUGCAAAAACUUCUCGUGUGUGGUUUUUGCUAUUUUGGUCGCAACGAACAUGAAUUCGCUCUUUGACGGGUACAACAACGCUCUUCCUGCUUACAACGCUUUCCUCGACCCUUCCUCCGCCGCCGGCGCAUCAGGCAGAGUCUCGCUCGAGCACGACUCUUUGCGAUACCUCAGCUCCGACGCAGACUCCUUUGCCUCUUCUUCACCCGAGUCCCCUCGACCCGGCGCCGUCUACUCCGGCAUCUAUGCUCUCGGAUCGGCUCCCAACAGCCCGCUCUAUUCCCAAUUCGCAGACAACACCCUCUUUGCUGGUGGUUCCCCCUACAGCAGCACAAGCGUGAGCCCUGGACCCGACCCGAGCUCCCCGCGUGUCAGCCAAGACGAAGUCUAUGGAGAAUCAUCUGUUGGCGGCCGCGACUAUCCAGUCUUCUGCCUCUCGCCAGGCUGCGAUGCUAAGCCAUUUAAGCGUCGCGCCGACCUCAUCCGACACUACAAGCACAAGCACUCGCCCGAUUCUGACAAGGAGUCGUAUUUCUGCGACUACUCGAAAUGCGUGCGUCGCCACGAGCCAUUCCACCGCCGCGACCACUUCCGCGACCACCUCCGCGAUUUCCACAAGGAGGACAUUGAGCGCCGCGGCCGCUCUGUCAACGAGGAGUGGCUGGGCGACCGCAACACAUCCGCCGCUUGGUGGCGAUGCGCAAAGUGUCUGGUGCGCAACUACGUCGACAAGUCGGGCUACGAAUGCCCAACGUGCAAGACAAAGUGCCAGCCGAAGCGCAAAGCUCUGCGCCAGAAGGACUAGAGGCAGCAGCAGCAGCGCAAGCUCAAGCUGUCGCGAUCCUCCCUGAGCUCUCUGCUUUCCUCUUUUUUUUCCCCUUCUUCAUUUAGCCGGGAAUAUCAACCUAUGCAGGACUCCGCCCGCUGCAGCUCAUCAAAUGUAAGCUACAACAGCAGAGCAGUUAGCUCCAUACCGCUUACGGUUCGCGCACCAUGUUUGCUGCACGACCCAAAAGCUCGGCGCAAUACAAGUCGAUAUUGGCCCCCAGCGCCAGCGAUUCUCCACUGGGUGCAGUGCAGUGCAGCUGCUGCGCACAGCGGUCGCCAGUGGGGAUCUGCAGCUAGCGGCCCCUGCAAGACGGAGGCUAAAGUCGCAUCAUGCGCCCCCAGCUGGUCCCCUGUUGGCAAGCAAGCCCACUGGGCUGUGCUACUCAGCGAUGGCGUCGCUCGCUCGGUUGUCGCUACAGUGUGCACUGUUUUGUACCGUGCUCUGCGGUUUAGCCAAUAGGCCUUUUUUUUUCUUUUCUUUUCUUUUUCUUGCAUGUCAUUUUCACUUUUUGCUUUUUGUCAGCCCUUUUUUUCUUGCAUUUUUUUAUGAAAUUAUGACGUUGUUACGAUAUACCCAAGUCAGUCGGAAUCUUCCUGUUGGAAUUCUGAGCAAUAGCCAUAGCAUAAAUCAAAUCAAACCAGAUUCAAAAAACACUC